Messenger RNA from Corythoichthys intestinalis (scribbled pipefish), 6301 nucleotides. It is a transcript of the gene mpi, whose product is annotated as mannose phosphate isomerase. The record is from RefSeq and is a predicted model, not a curated record. Bases 83 to 1351 code for a protein of 422 amino acids. Gene Ontology annotation, cellular component: cytosol. Lineage: Eukaryota; Metazoa; Chordata; Actinopteri; Syngnathiformes; Syngnathidae. The transcript has 8 exons. Gene Ontology annotation, molecular function: zinc ion binding; mannose-6-phosphate isomerase activity. Gene Ontology annotation, biological process: carbohydrate metabolic process; GDP-mannose biosynthetic process.
GUAUUAGGCAAUCGGAAGCUUUUACAUCGAAAGGCAAGAAAGUGCGUGACGUCACUCCCCGAUUGACAGUCCGCUCGUCGUCAUGGAGGAAGUAAGAGUUUUUCCGCUGACAUGUGCAGUACAGAACUACGCGUGGGGAAAGGUAGGGUUGGACAGCGAAGUGGCCAAACUAGUGGUUGGAGGAGACCCACUGGCCGUCAUCGAAGAGGGCAAACCUUAUGCAGAGCUGUGGAUGGGCGCCCACCCGAAGGGCGACGCUCAGAUUAAAGACAACAGGAUUGCGCAGACCACUCUGGGCCAGUGGAUCGCCCACUUCCCAGCAUGCCUUGGCUCCAAGGUCAAGGACACCUUUCAGGGGAAGCUGCCCUUCCUUUUUAAAGUCCUGUCCGUUAACACUGCCUUGUCCAUCCAGGCUCACCCCAACAGAGAAUUAGCUGCUCGUCUCCACGCUCAGUUUCCAGAGCACUACCCAGACAACAACCACAAGCCGGAGAUGGCCAUCGCUCUCACACACUUUCAGGGUCUCUGUGGCUUCAGGCCAGUGGAGGAGAUCCUGGGAUUCCUCAAGUCCGUACCGGAGUUUCGCGCUUUGGUGGGCAACGAAGCGGCCGAGGAGCUGCGGUCUGCCGCGGGCGACGCCGGACGCACCAGGCAGGCGCUAAAGAAGUGCUUCACCAGGAUGAUGAACUGUGAGAAGAAAGUGUUUGUGGAUCAACUCAACAUGCUGGUCAAGAGAGUCACGGAAGAAGGCGCGGCAGGCAAGGACACGGAGAGCAGCAACGGCGAGCUAUUGCUCCGCCUCCAUUCCCAGUACCCUGGCGACAUCGGCUGCUUCUCCAUCUACUUCCUCAAUCACAUGCGCUUGGAUCCCAAUCAGGCCAUGUUCCUUGGAGCUAAUGAACCUCACGCUUACCUGUACGGAGAUUGCAUCGAGUGUAUGGCGUGCUCCGACAACACAGUGAGAGCCGGACUGACCCCGAAGUACAUCGACGUCAACACCCUCUGUGAAAUGCUCAACUACAGCCCUGCCCCUUCCGCCGCCAAGCUUUUCCCACCCGUUCAAGACUCCUCAGACCCUUGCGUCACUGUCUACGACCCUCCUGUGCCGGACUUCACCGUCAUGAGGAUACAGGUCCCGGCUUCAGUCAAGCAGUACACCGUGACGGCCGUGGACAGCGCCAGUAUCCUGCUGGUCAUCGAAGGUGAAGCCGUCGCCACGUCGGUCGCCGCGCUGUCUGACGUCAGCCUGAGGCGGGGCAACGUUUUGUUCGUGUCGGCUAAUGAGAGCUUGUUACUGCACAUCGCCUCUCCGGGGGGUGUGAUCAUGUUUCGGGCUUGCUGCUUAUUGUAAAUGUGAGCUGAACGAGGGUAAUACCGAUCGUGUGAUUUAAGACUCGCUACGUUAACUCAUUCACUGCCAUUGACGGAAUAGAUGUAUCCAAGUGAAGUGCAACUGCGAUGAAACAUCAAAAAGACAUCAAGCGGGUGCUGAGUCAAUGGCAGCUAAUUCAAAUGGGAGGUUAAUGAUAAGAGUUGUCCGAUAAUAUUGGCCGAUAAAACCAUUCAAAAUCAUUUCGGAAAAUGUUGAUUUUGCGCCAGUAUGUAUGUUAUAAGUUAAUUGUACAAGCCUGCAGCCUUUGUGCAUGGGCUAGUCACAGCUGUGCUUGGAGUAACCUCUAAAUGUUAUUUGUUAACUUAGGGAAAGACCCUAAUCACUCAUGGUGCACAAAUAAACUGAACAAUAAAUGAAAAACGAUGAAUUAUAAACAUAUCACAUAUAUACACCAGAAAGAAAUAGCCACUAAUAAAAGUAAUAAAACACAUAACUAAAAAUCUGUGCAAAUGCCCAGCAAAACACAUAUUGGGAGUUGUCAUUGCAUUGGCAUGUCCAAUGAUUGCCUUACUGUAUUCGUCAUGUUUUGGUCGCCCCCUAGUGACCCUUUGGGGUAACUAGUAUAAACGUGAUUUUUUUUCUUUGGGGUGUUAUUCCUUUUAUUUAAUUAAGAACAUUUUGGCUCUUUAAAUUUAUUUUAUAUAUAUGUGACAUUAUUUUAGCACUUUUUCUAUCGCUUCAGUUGAAGUUCUGUUUAUUUUUCACAGAAUGUUUAUUUUAUUGGGAAAACCUUAAAAUUGUUACCUCUAUCACCAUUAAAGCAUCCAGUGGGGCAUCACAAUACAAUUAGCAGUAAUUUGUUAAGUCCACGGCCGCAUAUAUCGGUAUCGGAUUUUGGAGUUGGACAACAUCAGGGUAUCGGUUAUUGGCUAAAAAGUAAUUACUGGACAACUCUUAAUGAUCGUUUUGGAUUUAAAUAUUUUGGACGUCCUUCGCCGUCAAUGGCAGCCAAUGAGUUGAGUGGUGCGAAUACAGCAUUUUUUGUCACUUGCACACUAGUUCAGUCACAUUAACCUUACAACUAGUGUUGCACCGAUACCAAUGCAAGUACUGAUACGUCACUAAAAUGACGUCAUCGGUAACGGGGAGUACUAAGAAAUAAUGAGUUGAUGCUGUGCAACAUGUAUUUUUUGAGAUCUACUUUCCAACCGGGUGAUUCUCAUGAAAAGCGAUGCAAUACAGUAAUGAAGGACACUUAUCAAAGCUAGCUUGAAAUGCUCUGGUGACUCAGUGUUUUUUGUUUUUUUUUUAUCAACAGUUUGAGCUCCUGAGUACCUGGACGCCAGGAAUGUAUGUAUGUUUAAAAAAAAAAAAAAAAAAAAAGUCCAAGAGUGCUCACCACGCUAAAUGCUAAUGCGGUGCUAACGCUAUGAGUUACAUUUAGUGUGUGAUGAACACUAGGUACAGACCUUUAAAGGCUAAAGCAACAUUGCAUAUUCUCCCUUGCAAAGAUAAGAAAACAAAUCUUACCGUGUGUUUCGAAACAAGAGAGCCGGGAGCGCAGCCUAGCUUGAAGUAGUCUCCCAAGAAACAUUUCUAGCUCGUCAUCAAUGUGAAAAAAAUUGUACGUCAGCGAAAUAUUUUUGUUAUCGUCAUCGUUGAUGAAAACAAAAAAAUGGUAUCGGUGCAACACUAUGUAGAACUAACAUUAAAUAUGGGGGGGAAAAAACACUUUAUCAUGGUGGAUAAAAAGUAUUGGGUAGCACGUGAUGGUGAGAGGAUGUUUCAUCUAAUUCACAUCUUUUCACCAGUCAUCUAUCACGCAGCGGUUAAAAGCACAGUACAACGUCUUCUGGACCUCUAGAUUUUUAUGUCAAAACAGGGUUAAACAUUUCUUUAAAACUAUGAAAACCUUUGAUGCUAUAUUGAUGUUUGCUACAUGUUUAGGAAAACGCGUUUGUUACGGAAGCAAAACUUGGGUACACUGGAAAGCUCUCAAAAAUGGAAACUUCUAGAUUUAGGUUUAAAAUGCUGAAAUAUCCACACCAGUAUUGUAUGGGUUAUUUUAAAAGAAACAUGGAAUCGUUAAUGUUGCAAUAAAAGGCUGUUUACGCUUAUUCAAAAUGCAAAAAAUUUUAUACUGGCACAAAAUUAGGAAUUUCCCAACCGAUUCAUCGUUUGAAGACAGUUUACCUUUAAGAUGUCCAAAACAUCGUUUUUAGGCCUCGAAACACAAAAAAAUAUUCUGAUUUUGUAGUCCUCAACAAAGGCAGAUACCGUAUUUUUCGGACUAUAAGUCACAGUUUUUUUUCAUAGUUUGGCCGAGGGUGUGACUUAUACUCUGGAGCAACUUAUGUAUUAAAAUAUUGUCAUAUCACGUUAUUUUCACACUAAACUGUAGAGGGUGCACAAGGCCUGUGUUUCAACAUUGAGGGUAACUUAUAAAAACAACUGAGACGGGUUGAACAAAAUGGCACUGAAAAGAAAAUCCUAUUUUGCCGAUUACAAGCUGCAAGUAGUGAAAUAUGCAGCCGAAAACGGUACGUUCGCAGUUCGUUGUGUAUGCGUCAUGUAACAUUAGCAUACUGUACACUUAUUCAGCCUGUUGUUCUAUAAUCUUUUCACUUUAAAUUGCCUUUCAAGAUGACGUGUCUGUUCUUGGUGUUUGAUUUUAGCAAAUAAAUUUCCCCCAAAAAUGUGACUUAUACUCGGGUUCAACUUACCAUCUGAAAAAUACGGUAAUUACAUAGUAACAUUCUUUUCAUAGUCCAAAUUUUGCCAGCGCAGUUUUUGUUUUCAAUGCACAUUUCCAGCUAAAAUCUUUAGCGCAGAUUCAUAUAACAGUAAUUGGUGUGAUUUAUACAUUAGCCGAUUAGCUGACCCAUCGAAAAAAAUAAUUGGUGAUUCUUCAACUAUCAAAAUAAUCGUUUUUGGCAGCCUUUGUCAAAAAAUUUCAAACAAAAAAAUAGCGAAUGAUUAAAGGGACUAUGCAGGAUAUUUAGAGUUUAUCUAAAAAUAAUACUUCUCUACUCCAUGCAUACUCCAUGAUUGCCCUGACGAGUGCGUACAUAGAGCCCUGACAUUUUAAAUGAGGCUGCCCUACAAGCCCUUUUUCUUACUUUCAAAAGACAGGGUUUGAGUUGACCACUCCAUGCACAUCCAUGCACCUUUCUGUGGCAGCAGUGCUAGCUCCACUGGGCAAAAACACUUUACUAACCCACUUAAGACUUGCUACUAACAGUAAACAAUCAUAUUGGCUGUUUUUACAUUUCUGGUGCUGAUCUGAUGGGCCAAACGCUCAUUGCUUUACGUUCGUGGUCAUGCAACCGUACGCGAGCUUAGCACGGGAUGCAGUUACGCUUUAAGCCAGAGGUGGCAGUCACGAUGAAAAAAGUGACAAACUCUUAUAAUAUAGUUUGACAUUUUCAUUGGCCCCAAAUACGAAAAUUUGUAUUGGGAAGAUAGAGAAUGUCCAAAAAUACUAUGGCAAAAUGCAGUUUAAUGCAGAAUGUUUGCGAAAUGGAGGCAUCAUGUUGAAAUGUUAUUAAUACAGAUGAUUAACGCGGCAUCAUGGUGAAACGGGUGCAUGCCGAAUAUGGAAAUAUUUAUUGCAGCAAUGCGAAAACGUGAAAAUUCUAAUAGUUUUUGUACAUGCUGUGAACUAGCAAUUGUGCUGUGUACAUGUCCACUUGGAUCAUAUGAGCUUGUUAGUCCAUAAGGAAUUGAUGAGUUGCCUGAUGCAUGUGUACAUUUGGAUGACUGUGCUGAGAAUUGACUACUGCUUGUUACCCAACUACUUCCUGUUCAACUGUACAGUGGAAUCUCCAAAGUGAAAGACCAACUAAUGUUAACUUUGAAGUUGUAUUUUCAAAACUAUUAACACUAGAAGUCCCAGAGUUUCUGGUACUCCUAAUAGUCCCAUUUAUUUAUUUACAUUUAUUCAUGGAGUUUUGCAAUUUUUACACAUUUUUUAAACUCACUUCUACACAACACACAAAAACAGAAACAAAUGGCCCAAAUGUGGACAUUUUUUUAGAAAUAUAGCGUUUUAGAACUGCAAUUUGACUGUAAAGCAGGAAUUGUGUCUAUAGUUUAGAAGGACUGAAUCAUGGGCAUGGAGCAUGAAUUGUGGUCAUUUUGUCUGAAGGUAGUAAAAGAAAAUGUGAAAACUUUGAGAAAAAGGGGGAUAUAUUAGGAGUAUUUGUCUUGGGAAAGGCAGAGUCAGCCUCUACUGGGUUUUCUAGUGUUAAUGAAUUAUAAGAUUCUAACUAACAAUGGAAUCUAUCAUUUUAAAAAGGAGUGUUACAAGGAUUAUUUUUUUCCCAUACUUUGUGGCAUUUAGUUGGGAAAGAAAAAUCGCAACAUCCAAUUCAAGCGAACUACCAACAGCGAUAAAAUUGUCUACAUUGUAACAACGGUAUCAUGAUCAGAGGUGGGUAGUAAUGAGCUACAUUUAGUCAGUUACAUUUACUUGAGUAACAUUUUGAGAAACAUGCACUUCUGAGAGUAGUUUUACCACGCCAUGCUUUUACUUUGAGUAUAUAUUUGAAAUAAAACCCACAGUGGCUCUCCGGGUUUCACCAAUGAGACUUGGCGACAAUGAUCACAUGACUCUAUUAUAUCAAUCAGACGUAACAAGACAGUCACAUGACCACACACACAAGCUUGCAGUCAGAAGUUCUAUCAUUACGCCGGCGUGUUUGAUCAUUGGGCGCCUUUAAAUAGGGUUGGGCAUCAAGCAUCGAUUGGAACCGGUUCUAUCACUCCGAUGCUCCUGGAAUCGUUCGAGUUUUUAAAUUUCGAUGCCAUGUUUUGAUGCCCUGCCCGCCGAGCGGAAAAAAAUUGCUCAAGUUCAAAGACUGAUGUAUAUAUACAAGUUAAAAUUAGCCCUGUGAGAAGUUCAUAUAAUUUAAAAAUAAUAUACAGUUGUGGUCAAAAGUUUACAUACACUUGUGAAGAACAUAAUGU